This is a messenger RNA of Lacerta agilis (Sand lizard), 2893 nucleotides long. RefSeq names its product pantothenate kinase 1 (gene PANK1). The transcript has 7 exons. Gene Ontology annotation, biological process: coenzyme A biosynthetic process. The record is from RefSeq and is a predicted model, not a curated record. Gene Ontology annotation, molecular function: pantothenate kinase activity; ATP binding. Gene Ontology annotation, cellular component: nucleus; cytosol. Lineage: Eukaryota; Metazoa; Chordata; Lepidosauria; Squamata; Lacertidae. Bases 39 to 1373 code for a protein of 444 amino acids.
UCCUCCGCGUCGUCGUCGUCGUCGUCGGUGCGGCCGCCAUGGGGGAGCGGCUGCGAAGCCAAGCCGGCGUUUCCUCGGCGGCCGCGUCGGCCCCCACCCCCACCUGCUCGCUGCAUAAUGGGCUGCUGCACAACGGCUUCCACGGGCUGCCCAGCAAUGGGGAGGCUCCCGCUCGCCCGCUGCUCUUCCGACAGGACCCGCCGGUGCCCAGCCAGGGCUCGCCGACGAAGAAAUGCCGGACGCGCCGGAGGAUGGACUCGGGCAAGAAAAACAGGCCACCGUUCCCCUGGUUUGGCAUGGAUAUUGGUGGGACGCUUGUGAAACUGGUCUACUUUGAACCAAAGGACAUUACUGCCGAGGAGGAACAGGAGGAGGUGGAAAACCUGAAAAGCAUCAGGAAGUACUUGACUUCCAAUACAGCCUAUGGCAAAACUGGGAUUCGAGAUGUCCACCUCGAACUGAAAAACUUGACUAUGUGUGGGCGGAAAGGGAACCUUCAUUUCAUUCGUUUUCCAAGCUGUGCUAUGCACAGGUUCAUAGAGAUGGGUAGUGAAAAGAACUUCUCAAGCUUGCACACCACGCUUUGUGCCACGGGAGGCGGAGCUUACAAGUUUGAAGAAGACUUUCGAAUGAUUGCUGACCUCCAGCUUCAUAAGCUAGAUGAGUUGGACUGCUUGAUCCAGGGCCUGCUCUAUGUGGAUUCUGUCGGUUUCAACGGCCACCCGGAGUGCUAUUAUUUCGAAAACCCUGCAGAUCCUGAACGGUGUCAGAAAAAGCCUUGCUGCCUUGAUAACCCUUUUCCUAUGUUGCUGGUUAACAUAGGCUCCGGGGUCAGCAUCUUAGCUGUGUAUUCCAAGGACAACUAUAAGAGAGUUACAGGGACCAGUCUCGGUGGUGGUACAUUCCUGGGCCUGUGUUGUUUGCUGACCGGCUGUGAGACUUUCGAAGAAGCUCUGGAAAUGGCAGCUAAAGGGGACAGCACCAAUGUUGAUAAGUUGGUGAAGGAUAUUUAUGGAGGAGACUAUGAACGGUUUGGUCUUCAGGGAUCUGCCGUAGCAUCAAGCUUCGGCAACAUGAUGAGCAAAGAAAAGCGAGAUUCCAUCAGCAAAGAGGACCUGGCAAGAGCGACCUUAGUUACCAUCACCAAUAACAUCGGCUCCAUCGCUCGGAUGUGUGCUCUGAAUGAGAACAUUGAGAGGGUGGUGUUUGUCGGAAACUUCCUGAGAAUCAACAUGGUCGCUAUGAAGGUACUUGCAUAUGCCAUGGACUACUGGUCAAAGGGACAACUCAAAGCUCUCUUUUUGGAACACGAGGGUUAUUUCGGUGCUGUUGGGGCCCUUCUGGAAUUGCUUAAAAUGACAGAUGAUCAAUGAUGAAGCCUCCAGGAGCCCAAUGCCUGUAGAAGCUUCUACAAGAUGGACAGCUGCUAGGAGGAUGGAAAGAAGCCAUGAUGGACACUCUUACCUGCUGGAUUUGUAAAUAAUAAUUUAAACUCCUUUUAGCUGAUCUUUUAACUUUAGGGUUGGACAUUAACUUCAGAAUUCGUACCAGGAAUCUAAAAGAAAAAAGAGGCAUUUUUUAACUGUAUACAACAUUUUUUAAGACAAAAAAAUGUGCAAUGUGGCCAAACAUGGCAGAUUUUUAUGGAUCGUGUCUAAAUAAGUGGAUACUGUGUGGGAAAUGGACCUAAGAUAUGUGACGACACUGGUUUUAUUUUAUUUUAUUUCUUCUGGGGUUUACUGACCUAGUGUGAUAUAAUUAUUCUUUUAGUAAUUGCUCUAGGAGAUUUUUUUAAUUAAAUCUUUCAUGACGUUUCAUGAUUGCUGUUGGUUUCAGGUGAAACCGCAAAACUAGUAUAUAGUGUGAGCAGUAAAGUAAUGAAUCUUGUUGCCUUCAUUAUUAUUAUUAUUAUUAUUAUUAAACUGUGUUUCCAUCUUCCCCAAACUUUGUUUGACUGCCCACGUUGUCAUCAAAUCCACCGAAAAUAGAAAGAAGACCUCAGCCUUUCCUUUCAGAAACUCACGCACAAUGAGUUAACUAUUCCUUGUAGCACCGGAAAUCCUUAUUUGUGGUACUCUGAGCUGGAAAAAAAAUUAUUGGGCCAUGGGCAGGGGGAAGACUAGUUCCCACAGUCUGCAGAUGACGUGGUAGACCUGUGUUCUUACAUACUUGAAUGCACCUACAUGCAAAGAAAACAUAUCUCUUUCCCUCUCAUGCCAGCAUUCUACAUGCAGAUGUGUUUUUCUUCUUUUUCACAUGGAGAAGCAUUCAAUCCUGUGAACCCCCACCUGAAAUCUGAAAAUGGUACAACCCAGCAAGUUUAACCACCUCCUCUGCUGUUUGUCAGAACUGGGCCUUACUUAAAAUACAUUUUUUGGUAUGCUGAAAAGUUAUUCGGCUGUUACGAUACGAAUACCAUGCCAUAUAUCUGACACUUUUUAAAAUGUCCAAAUGUGUCAGACCACAUGUUGAGUAUUAAUGUAUACUAUUUCUUAGAAGUUCUUAUUGAUAUUUACCACAAGGAACAAAUGACAUAGUGGUAUAAAAUGUUCAAAUUUAAAAUGUUUGAGUGAAUUAACCACGUGCCCUGGCUGAUCAAGAUUAUGGACCUCGCAAAGAACAGAUUAAUUUCCUAAGUUCCUUUCUACCUUGUUGAUUCAAAUUGGAAAUACAGUUCUGUUUUUGCAAAAUGUAAAACGUCCGUCACGUGGUGGCGGGGGACGACAGCAUUAGCUUUAAGGAGCAAACGUUUUCUCUAAUAAAUUUGAAUUAUUUGUUUGGAAUACAGUAUUUGAUUUCUUUACCUUGAAACCUUUAAUAAAUUAACACUAACUGUUCACUUACCUGGCUGAAAUAAAAACAAUCCAUUACUGUUGUGAUGGCUUUGAAUGCA